AUGGAUAUCCUCCAGAAGAGGAGGCUCGAUGUCCCGAGGUACUCCCGACCUCUCCGACAGAGUCCACUCCGUACCGUGACCAGCAAGUAGGAGGGGGUGGAUCAUGCUAUCCAUAAAAACUCUUGUUGGGAUGAUAUCGUACCUUGCCAAGAGUGGUUUCUGCCUGAUGAUAGCUGAAGGGAUCCUUGGAGAGUAAAACGCAAGCAUCACUUUCUGUUGCCCGAGGUGCUGGUUCAAAGGUAAUACUGCAAUGAGAUCACAUUGUGAGAUUUCUAUGUUUAGGAGAUUGUUUAGGUGCUUUUUAACCCCACUCAGAGUACGCCACCUUGGUGACCCUGCCCCGAUGUUUAGGCAGAUUUUCUUAGGUUGCAGGGACAAUGCUUGAUGUUUCAGUGCAGGAUUUGGUUUAUAUUUAGGGAUCACACUUCUUUUUUUAGUAGAAGGCAAGGACCUCUGGCACUUCAAUUCCCCCGUAUCUACAGUUGAUUCUAUGCCCACUCACAGUUGAUUCUAUGCCCACUCAUCUCCAGGGCACAAUUCUGAUUAUCACAAAGAAGGCACAGAUGUUGCUGGGGAGUGGAAACUCUUGCGAUUUAAAGCAGGGGAGGCUUUAAUUGAAAAGAAAAGCUGCAUAUUCUAUGAACAGUGCUGUUGUUGUUUAUACCUGUAAGCUGUGCUUGGCUUUGAUGGAUUUUUGGGAGCAUAAGACUGCAGUCACCACCACCACGGUUAGAAUUUCACCUCCAUUUCGGCAGAAAGGCUUGUGAAGUGUUACUGUGAACCCUGACCUACAGGUAAAUCUAGAGACAGCCUAAUGUAAGCUUUGAUCAUAGCACUGCAGGAAGCAUUCGCUCAAUUUCUGAGCAUUUGUGUCUUGUUCCCCCCACCCCACUCCUUUGCAGUCAGGUGUUUCCGCUGCCAGGUCUUUAAAGUAAGGAUGGGGACCCUGGACCCCAAUUCCCAUAGCGUUUUCCAUGCUGGCUGCAAGUUGGGAGUCUGACAUCUGGAGGGCCACAGGUUCCAUCCCCAUUCCUGCUCUACAACUUAAGUUUUCCUGUUUUUCCUAAAGCCUAGAGCAGAUCGUUGUCAGUGUGGUGGUGGUAGAUUUAGCCAAGGUUUCUGUGCAAGGGGAAAUUUGCUCAGUAGACUGUAGUUCUCAGCUGGUUUCCUCUCCCAUCAAGAGGAAUGGCUUUCCUGUAAGUGAAAAGGACAACUAAAGGAUUAUGUGAGGCUAAGGCAUGCUAUUUCUGUCACAUUAGCAGCUAAAGGCUAAAGGCUGUGAAAGAAACCAGGCCAGGCUCUUGUUUAGUUUGGGCGGGGUGAGCUCUGAGCAAGCAAAAGCCUUUUCUAUUUUUACAACUGUGUGUAUGUGCAUACAUUCCUGAGGGGAGAGCUGAGUGGACAGGCUCUUGUGGAGGCAUUUUUGAGCAUCUUAAAUAUGUAGUGCUUUAAUGCCUUUCACUUACUACACAAUCUUUGCACAGAAAACCCAAGCAUCCUCUAUAUAGAGCACAGCUGCUGGAUGUCUUAUCUACUAACCCCGCCCCCCCCCCCCAAAAUCAAGAUUUUUUUGAAGCUAAACGGUGUGUUUUCCUCCAGUGUACCUCAGGAGACUUAUUGGCAUACUAUACACCACUUAUUCUAUAAUGUGUUCCAGUUUAAAUUGGUGAAUACAGUGUAAGAAGGGAACAGUAGCAUUCCGUGGCACUGGCAGCAGGGAGGGAAACGGAGUAUGAAGUAAUCUCAUUUCCUUUUGUAAAGGCCUGUAGAAAGCAACCUCUGCAGAGGCAGCUAGGGUAGUUGCAGAAGGAAGGGAUGUAGCAUAAGUCCUGCAUUGAUUCAAAGCAAGAGCGUCCUCCUUUAAGCAUCCUGGUACCAAAAAUGGCCAACCAGAUGUUUUGCACAGCCCAUAGCAGGGUGUGAAAGCAACGGCUGUUCCUUAAUGUUUGCCUCCCCCUCCAAUUCUGCAAAUGGAAGUGUAACUAAGAAGUGUGGCAGUGCAACAUAAUGUGGCACUUCUGUUCAGUGUUCCAGUUACUCCAUUCCCUCCCCUGACUGCCCCACCCCAACCAUUCACUCUUUUAAAACCAUUUCAAGCCCACUGGAACAUGCUCAGUCUUCAUUGGCCUUUAUUGAUCCACCCUGCAUUUGGAGUGUUGUUGCUGUGGUGGUGGAGACACUUGUGCCCAAUUCCAGUCUUAGAAUUCCAGUCUAUGAGCUGCUCUCACUUUUGUCCCUGGGAACAUUUAAAAUAAUUACUCAGGGUGGAACCAGCAAUUGGAUAACCCAGAUAAUCAGGUUUCCUUUUGUGUGUGUGUCGCCAAAUCCCUAUUUCAUGGAGAUUGUGCAGGUUUGUGACUGUAUGAAUAAAAAAUUGAGAGGACAGUAUACUACUUCUGAACCUGGGAGUUUUGUUUAGCCAUCAUAGACAUCAUGACUACAGUGCCUGCUGCUAAACAUGGCCUCCAUAAAUUGGACUAGGCCUGCAUUAGAACCAUUCAACCAAAGGGUCAGCACAUUUUAUGGCUCAAGUGCCAUAAAUCAUGUGCUGUAGGUAGGGCUGGGCAACAUCAGCUUUUCAAAAUUGCGCUAUAUCGCCAGCCAAACAUCGUGGUGAUAUACCGAGAUGCUGAAAAAGCAAGCUGCAUUGGCCUCUGCCCGUGAGGCACCUGGUGAAAGUGCCCCAGCUCUCACCUUGAGAACUGAUGCGGUUUCACCCAGACACUCAUGGGCUGGGACAACACAGCUUGUUUGUGCAGCUCAGCUGGGGCUUGGGAAGGUUUCCCCCUCCCCAGCUGAGACAGCCCCUGCGCUCCUGCCGCUCACAGGUGAAUGGGCAGAGCAUCGUCAGCUGAGGCAAGGACAGCUAUAAACUCCUCAGUCAAGCAGUUUAAAGAUGUAGAGGGAGGAACAAGCUGUAUCGGCGCCUCGCCAAUACAGCUUGUUUCUCCCUCUGCAUUGUAUGAGGGCAGAGUGCAAUGGCGGUUCCACUCAGCAGUAUAUCGCUGGUGAAACCACCACCGCUUCUGAGUCCCUCUGCUAAGCAGCGCCCACUGGACGAACUCUUGACUCCCUCCAGCAGAUGCUGCUAGCAGAGGGACUCAGGUGCGGUGGCAGUUUCACCAGCGAUAUACCGCUCAGUGGAACCGACAUCGCGGUCUGCUCCUCAUAUAUCGCCCAGGCCUAGCUAUAGGAAGUCCUGUUGGCUGUUGUGAAUCUAUUCCUUUAUCAGUUUCAGUGGGUAACCUGAGCUCCAGUACAGUAUGAAAGGGAGAGGGGAGGAAAUGCUCACUCUAACCUUCUACCCAUUGCACCCUUUGAUAUCCUAUUUUCUCCAUGUCAUCUCUCUCCUUAUGUUAAUAACACCAAACACUUUAGCCUUUCUUAAUUGGGAAGGCGUUUUCAUUGCACUUCUCUGCCUCUUUUCUAGCUUUGUGAUGUCCUUGUUGAGUUGGCAUGACCAGAACAUGCAUGUAGUAGUCUAGAGGUGGUUGCCCCUUGGUUUUAAGAAGGACAUUAUUAUAUUGGCCGUUUUCAGUCCAUUUCCAAACUGGGCCCAGCAUGGAAUCUUCAUUCCUACACAGCAAUGCCAUUUUGAUUGUGCCAUCCAUUAUGACGGCAAGUUUGAGUCCCAGGUCAGUUUAGAAUUCUAUCAGUUUAUAUGUGAAGUUAUUUUUUUGCCUCAUUGUGCACUACUUUACAUUUACUUUUGAUUUCAUAUUCCAUUCUGUUGGUUAUGAAAUACGUAGUAGAAAGGCCAGUUUGGGGCAUCUCACACUUGUCACCUCCCUGCAAAAUUGUUAUUGUCCACAGACUUGACCUCCAGAACACUUAUGACUAAAUGAAGUAGCAGCACUCCCAUCACAGGUCUUUGGUAUGGCAUAGUACUUACCUCCUUCUCCUCCUGUGAUAACAGUCUCUUCUUUCUACCUGCGGAGUCCUGUUCGUCAACCAAAUCUUGAUCCAAAAGAGGAUCUGUCAUUUUAUCCCAAGAAAACUAAGUUCAGGCAGAGGCCUUAGGGAAGUUAUGUCACCAAAAGUAAAUGAUGCCUAUAAGAUCACUUCUCUACCUAUUUGGUUAACCCCCAGGUGCUUAUUAAAAUGUUAGGGAAGCAAAACUUCAACUUGUACAAGCCAUGCUUGUGCUACCUAUAUAAAGUGUCUUGUUCUACAUCAGGGUUGGGGAACCUGUGGCCAUCAGCUUCUGCUUGACUCUAACUCCCCAUUAGUCCCUGGCUGUAUUGCCAACAGUCAGGGAUGAUGGGAGUUGUAUUCCAGCGACACCUGGAGGGUCACAGAGAGGAGUGUGUGUAAAAAUAAUUUACAGUGCAAAGGUAUAAUUUAUAUAAGCUGCCCCACCCUCUAUUUAGUGUUUAUCGUCACCCCACGAAGGGAAUGACAGCCCUCAGACUGAAAAUGGUUCUUCACCCGUUACAGAGACAAGGCAUAGAAAGCACAUGUGCAUAGUAAUUAACAUAUGUGUAGAUCACAGCAUGUGCUGGUCUUACAAGUAAAUAAGUCACUAGCUAGCUAGCCUCCGCUGCAGCAGCUUCUAUGUAGUGAUGUCAUGAAAUGUGGAUUGAUCUUUCUGCCUCAUCUAAUUAAGAGUAGUUGAGUGUCUGGUUGAAUCUUUAUUUUUCCAGAAAGGCUUGCCUGUGGGAACUACUUUUCUAGUUCAGUGAUUGACCAAAGAACCUACAUUCUAGCACUGAGAAGCUGUUGGUGUGUCCCAUCUCUCUCCAGCCUGCACCCACUACUUAUUCCUAAUCAUUCACACUUUGGGGCUGUGUUUACCCAGCCAAAGGAGAACACUAGUAAGCGAGCACAGGGGAUGGGAUAGAAUCACUAUGGAGACACAAUUACAAAAACAAGACAGCUUGGACAGAUAGCAAACACAGAUACCAUUAUGCUAGGGGGUGUCAAUGUGGUGACUUACAGAGGUUGCUGAACCAUCCCUACUACUGGUUAUGUUGACUGGGGUCGAUAGGAAUUGGAGGGCACCAUGUUGGCUACCACUACAAAUGGGAGAUAGCUACAUAAUAGUUCAGACAAAGUUAAUCAUGCAAAAUGUUCCACUGAAAUCAAUGGGGCAAUUUGGGCUAAGCAACCACUGGGUCUCAAUUCAAUCAAUAAUAACAUAUCCUGCUGAUUUCAGUGGGUCUUAAGGCUGAUUAAAUAGCUGGAUUAGCAUUAUUAAAUUUCCACAAAUUUUUUCCCCAUGGUCCAAGCCCAGAAUUCUCAAAUUUGCUCACUUUAUUCUGGAUUCAAGAUUUUGGGAGGCCAAUUACAAAACGUCCUUGUUUCUCUCUCUCUCAUGUUAAUGGAAAGAAAGAGGAGACAAGACACUGCUGCACACAAAUUUUGAAGUGAGAAGAGUAUACAGAGAUCUCUGGGUUAGGAGUUCUAAGUAAAGAGAUAAGCUUUCCCCAUUUCCAGUUGGGUCCUUAAAAAGCCAACUGAGGAAAAGUUCCCAUUCAAAAGCAGAUUCUCCCCAGAUCUAGAACUUUGUUUCCAUGGAAUCCAAGAUGCUGUUGCAGGUGGUGUGUUGGGAGAUAUUCCAAGAUACUUCAUGGUUGAGAAUAAGGACUUUCUUUUAAGCACUGUCUUUAUAGCUUAAAGGAUCUUUCACAAAACCCUGAAAUUGUAUUGUAUCUUGAGCAGUAUGAGGGAUAUAUUUAUAUAAAAUACAGUAAGUUGAGUGGGUUCUAUCUUUGCAGCCCUCUAGUUCACAGGCUACUGUUUCUAUACAACCAACUGGAAGGUGAAAAAAGAUGUGAUUGUGCAGCAUUCCUGGCCUACAAUCUACAAAGAAUCUACAAAGAAGCACAAGUUCCAUGAGAGCAAAGGGAUCGUGUUCAUUUUACCAUGGUGCAGCUGCUUCAUAUACCUGCUAUUGACUUCAUGGAGCUUGAACAGGAGACCUUCCUAGUGGAAUGUUAGGCAGCCCCCCCACCUUAACCUCUCUAGCUUUCGAGUAGAGAUCAAAGGUACUAAGAAAAUUCACAUGGACACCACAUAUACACUCUAAAACACACAUACAUAUGCACACACAAAACUGCUGCCUUUUUUUUUUCUUAGCAAAAAAAUAAAAAAAUUUAUUGUCUUCUAGAAAAUCCAUCCUGCCCUUGGAAAUUGUGACACAAGAUUGCAUUUUUUUAAGCUCCACAUGCAAAUCCACUUUGCCAAGAAAGAGUGUCUAAAACCAGGUUUCUGGACAGCCAAACACACAUAUAUACAGAAUACGAGAAAGAACAACAGCUGAAAUCACAGUUCCGCAUUACAGUCUAUAAUAAUGGAAUCAAACACCACAUUGUACACACCACCUAUUACCUUUUGGCUGACUUCUACACAGACUUGAGCAGCUCUCUGUCCCAGCCACCCUCCACCCUCCCCUGCCUAGGAAAAUCCAAGGAGAGAGACUGGUUCAGAAUUGCCACCAUAAAUACUGUAGUGUGUAAUUUUAAGAAUUUAUAUAGAAUGUAUUUAUAUAUUUUUUUUCCUUUCAAACAUUGGAAGCUACAGAGUGGGGAAGCCCCAUAGAGAUCUUUUGAUCCACAGUCACCAAUUUGCAGGAAUACUUCACUUAUAAUACUUUUCGCCAGCAACAUCUACUUUCUGGUUGCAUUGCUCUAAAGGCUGAUAUAAUCCCGGAGGGGAAUCAAAAGGAGGGAAAAAUGAGAACCCCCCCCCCCCCAGACUGGUAAUAAAUACUUUUCCCUUUUGGGGACGGAACCAAUAUGGGAAAGUCCUGUCUGUCUAGUGGGACAGCACUAAACUGUUGAGUCCUUUAUGUCCUUCCAUGCUAAGGAAGGAAAUUCUCUUCAUUUGUCUGAGCUGUGCAGCCCUUGAAGUGGCUCAGGUUAAGCUUGGAGACUUAUGGAAAGUUAAAAAGAAAAAGGAAUUUUCCUGUGAAGAAUUCUGUGGGGUCUCUGGCUCUGUUUACAUGUGAUGCUAAGUGAUGGUUUAGCAUUAGAAGGACAAGCUGAAGGAAACCUUGGGUAUGUUUGCUCUGCUUGCCACCUCCAGCACUGCAACGAGGAGGAAACUGGAACCUUUUGCUUGAACAUUACAGCCAAACCGUAAAGUGCGGUUAAUUGUAUCUAUGGUUAUGGGGGUGGAGAGAGGCAGCUUUAUAAACCAUGGUUUGAAGUUGCUUUCACUAUCUGUAGUUAAGAUUAAAUGCAGUUUAUCCAGAUUUAAAUGUCACAAGAAUCUGUGGUUAGUCUAAAAUGGAAGUGAAAGCUUGCAAAGUCCUCUGUGUGAAUGCACCAGAGACUGCAGGGCUGCAGCUUAGCCUUGUAACACUGAGCCAUCACUUAAGUGUUACGUGCAAACACAGACCCUGUGUGCUGCAUAUAGGCAAUUCCCCACAAUAAAUUGUUAGGUGCCGUUUUCCCCUCUGCUGAAGUUGGGCAGUAGAGAAGCGUAGCCCAGCACCUCUGAGCUGUAGGAUUACUAGGUCAUCUGCCCGAAUGUGUGGAAAUUCCUCAGCCCCACAAAGCCAAUUGUUUUAAAAGAAGCAUAUACAGGUUAAUUCUUAACACUUACUUCUCUACUAAUUCUUCAGCUACCUGAUAGUUCUCUGCUGCUAAUCAAGGUAAGUCUACCAGCCUUUUUGAAUACUCUGGUUUUUGCAACCACAAUAUUCCCUUGGCUGGUAAAAUUAGUUAUAUUAGGAGGUCCUCCCCAAACUUUUGGAAUGACCCCCCCCCCAAUAGGCCUUGGCAUAGAGGCCAGAGAGGGAAUACAAGAGGCAUUCUGCUCAGAAGUGUGUGAACUUUCACAAUCCAAGCACAUCUCCUUGGGCUGUCCAUUUAGGAUGAUUUACUCUAGCACCAAAUAAUAGCUUUAGCAUCAGGCAAAACCCAAUCACAUAAUCCCAUUGGCCUAAAAAAAAACCCCAGUGCUGAGCAGGUACUAUUCAAAUCAGCAACUACUAGCUCAAUCAAGAUUUGCUUUCGGUUAAAAAAAAAUAUGCAUCUUUCCUCUCAUUCAUGGUUCAUCCCACCCUAUCCCGGUAAACAAAAAAUUCCUAUGCAGAAACUUAACCCAAAGUUACAAAACAGAUUGGUUUUGCUUUUCCAUUUGGUACCUAACAAACGCAUUCACAUUUCAGGUAUUUCAUUUCAAUAUUAAAAUUCAUAGAAAUCUAGGCUUUCUUUUUUCUAAAAAAAGUGCGUCUUAAAAGAGCUAAAGAAUGGGAUAGAGAAGCGUGGGCUUCUACGAUUCCCAGGUGUGGAUAAAACCAGCCUGCUGCUAUGUCCUCGUGCCUAUGCAUUAUACUGACAGAGACGAGGUAGAGGAAAAAGCAUAAUUGGAUGGGGAGCAGUCCGGAAUUUGUGGGGUUGGGAGAUUUAUUUAUUUUUUAAAUCCCAUUUUGGAUUCUUUGGUCCUUCACAAUAGAACAGACAGAUUGGGCUGUGGCACUAAAUGUAAACAGGCUUUUGCCUCUGGUAUAAUUUCUCCCCUGCACUGCACCAGCAAAGCAAUUUGCCUAGGGGGUGUUGUGGGGAGUGGGAAAGAGGAAUCUGAUAACCAGCAAGAUUCUAUAGAGUUGCCAGGCCUUAAAAACAGGACAAAGAAACUACCUCUAAGUUACGCUUGAGGGGACCAGUGACACAUCUAACACCCUCUGUAGGAUUCUGUUGGAGUUACACAAAGCUGUGGCAAUUCAGGACUAAACAAAUCGCCCCCCACAAAAUCAUCGUCUCACUAUGGACAAUCACAUAGAAAGGCAGAGGAAGCAAUAAAACACAAUGUUUACAAAACUAAGUGUUACAAACCAGUUACCACCAAAGAGCCUGAAAAUGGCUGCAAUUCUGUAUAAACACUGUAGACCCGAUUCAAAGAGUUUAUUUCCUAUGAUCUUUAAGUUAGUUACCAAAAUAGUUUAGUACAUUUUAUUUCCAGCAGAGUAUUAUUACUCCCCCAUAAUUUAAAUUUGUGUGUGUAUGUUUUAAAAAUGUUCACAUAUUUUAAACAAACAAGCUUUCCUUAAGACUGAGGCAUGUUUGCUGGCCUUGGAGACCAGGUAAGCCCCAUGGCACAGACAUUCAAAGGCUACAACCAAAAACGAACACAACCACAAGAGUCAGCCAGCAGCGUCUCUCCAUACAAAAAAGAAAAGAAAGAAGCCAAUUAGGUGUUCUUUUAAAAAAACACAACAGAUACUAGUACAAUAUACACAUUGAAAAAAAGCAGUUUUACCAAACAUAAAAGUUAAUUAAAAAAAAAAAUCCUAAACAGAGCUGCACUUUGAGAUCAUCUGGGAAUGCAUAUUAGCCCCCCAAAUAUGGGAGGGUGGAAUUGUGGAAGCAAAUCUAAUGAUGUACUUGCAUUAAAUAUGAAAAUACUCCAGAGGAAAAACCUGACAGUGAGUAGCUGGAUUACCCUUAUGAAAAAGAAUGAUAACUUAGAGUUUCCAGUGCUUUUCCAGGUUGGGGAAAGGUGGGUCAACUACUGCAAAUGAAGCAGAGACUGGUGAGCAAGGGAGUGAGAUUAUAAAUCUAAAUAUUACACUUUUACAUGUUAAACAAACUCCCCAGUUCAAAAUGACAGAUUAGAGUCCUUCUGGACUGGACCGUUGCUUUUUGUUGCCUACAGGCUGUUGCAAUGUCUGAACAAGUCAAAACAAACUGCAGUGGGAGUUCUACCACUCAGGAACUGCAGGACGACACAUUUACUGGAUACAAGCUUAACACAAAAAAUAUUCCAAACCACAAAUUUCAAUGAAAGUCAGUUGGAUUUAGGCCCCAAUAUAUAUUCCUGGAAGCCUACCACACAUAAUCAAAGGUUAACACAUAAUCAGUGAGUUAACACCAUUUGUAAAGCACUCUGGGAAGCGUGCAAAUUUAAUCUCAAUGGAAAUUAUUAGUGGAGGCUGCAAUCCUAAACACAUUUACUAGGGGGCAAACCCCAUUGCAUUCAAUGGUGCUUACUUCUGAGUAAACAUGCUUAGGAUUGCACUGUAAGUUUCUUUUUUAAUAGGUGUAGUUAAGUUCUGCUCAGAGCUUGGAAACCUUAUUCAUUCUGGCCCACAAAAGCACAAGAAAUAAAUUAAUGAUCGCUCCGAUAAUCCAGCUGCUGGUUGCUUGGGACCCAAAAAGAUUUCUGUCUAUUUGUAUAAAAAGCCUAACCUAUGAAAUGUAUCCCUCAAGGCUAGAUGCACUGUGCCCAGUAAGAGAUGGGCAAUAUAAAUAGUAGUCAAUGCUGUCCAUGACAAAUGGUUCUGGUCUAAGUAGUUCUCUAGCAAGUGCACACCCAAUAUUAAGGAGGAAUGCAUUUAUAGACUCAGACUUUAUGGUCGUUUUGGGAGAAUAUUCUCCAUCUUCAUGGAAGUUGUCUACUGCAGGUACCCAGACAAAUAAGGGCAUUUGCAGCUACACUAAGGUGACCCAGAGUUAACAGAGAUGCUAACCCAAAGGAACAACUAGACUAUCUUUCGUAAGAAUGAGCAGAGCAGUAGAAAGGGCACGUCUGCAUGGGAGCGUCUCUCAUUUUUGGCUUGGUGCUUUUAAUGCCAAAGCAGAAGGGCAGGAGGAUCAGGCCCCCACCAACUCCAGAAUUACUCUCUGGGCUGUGCAAAAGUGUAUCACAUACAUGCCUGAUGAAUGUUCCCAUCUGUUGGGGACCAGUCCCAAGCCUCUGGGCUACAAAGAUUCGACUGCACACAAUUCAAAUGGACCAAACACAACUGAUCCCAGAUGCAGCCUAAGACUAUAGAAAGCCUUGGGUGUCCCCAGAUCAUCUAUAGCUAAACAGAGAUCACAACCAACGAUAUCCUCCUGCAAAGAAGACAGGCGAGCUUCACCGGAAACCUAAACUAGUGAGGAGUAAGAUAGAAGAGUAAGAAGGUUUCCCUAGUCAGAAAGAAAAGGAAUGUAUUUGAGAAGUGAAACACUGUGGACUCUGGGCAACCCCAUCUUUUCUUGCCUACGAACAGCGCUUUAAGUAUGGCCUCGUGGCAUUCACUAUAAAUCAGAAGAAUGUGAAGCGGAUUAGGAACGUAACUCCACUUGACACCUAAGCAGCUAGCUAAUCUUUCAAAAGAGGAUAUUCCAAUAUCUUGGAUUCUCUGUUUGCCUGCUCCCAGUUCUGCAUUUUGUGAAUCUAUUUCUUCCCACUGGAAACAUUUUCAUAUUGGGGUCCCUGAACAUUUGCAAAAUUCUGUUUGUGUCCCAUGGCUGUGAAUUUAAAAUUAUUUCUUCCUCACAAUAUCUCCGCUAUUACUUUGCAGAAAUUACAUCUGAAGGAAAUCCAUGCUUCAAUUCAGUAUGCAACUCCAAAUUUUUGGCAGCAAGAUAGAAACACACAGUGUUAACUUCUGAAAAUGUCCCCCGUUCCUCUAUCACAUUCUACAUUCCCCAAGUUCAUGGUGGUGCACCACAACUUACUGUAUGCUAGCAACACAAAGUGCUGUCCAGGGCAAACAGAUGAGCUUGCUCUGUUAAAAAACCUGAAUGAUUUUUUCUUAACACUCAUAGCAAAAAACCAACCCUUGUCUGAACUAUAGGGUGGAUAUGUUACACCACGACGCUGGUAACAGUACCAUUCGUGGUAUGGGAACAGCAGCGGAAGAGACAUAUUGUUUCUACCCAUCAGGAAGUACCAAGUAUUAGGUUUAGGGUGAGUAACACGGCAUCAGCUGACCAAAUGUAGACCAACUGAACAUUGUACCCUCUAGCCAGAUACUUGACCAAUACCCCAUUUCUGCAGUCCCAGGCAGGCAGACAAAAACAGGAAACUGAUUUAGUCCCAAAGGGCCACCCUACCUAACUGGUGGGUCACAAGUUAUGCAAGCCUGUAUUAGGCAGACUAAAAAAGUUUAAAAGGUUCCAUCUACCUCCAUUUAAUUAUCAAUGAAAACAAAGCCUAGGAAGAAUACCCCCGCCCUAACCUCCAGCAAGCAACCAGAAAAGACACAGGCUUUUCCAAAGAGGGUCUUCAUCAUUUCACACUUCCACCUCUACCUGCCACCUAGAAUGCCUUCCAUUUGCAUUACCCACAGCUCUGAAGCACAUCCUAAUUGCCAAGAGAAUACAGACCAACAAAUCUGACUUUUCCUCUUUACGAAGUUCCACUGAUAAGUAAUGCCUUUGAGUAAAACUAUUGUGACUACUGGCCUGCCAUCACUGGUUUGUUUGAAAUUUUGCUCCUUUUGUUGCUUUGGUAGAAACCUACAAGUGUGUAAAAAGACUUUUAAAAAGCGAAUGCUUGUUUUUCAAACAGAUAUCCAAAGAUCCUCACCCAUACUGAAGGCCAACAAGAGUUCUGAAUGCCUGAAGCUCUCAACGGGGAAGAACUGCAAAGGGGAUUCUCUUGUUGUUAGGCUAAGAGCAUGUCAGCUGCUUUAA
This is a messenger RNA of Podarcis lilfordi (Lilford's wall lizard), 12353 nucleotides long. Lineage: Eukaryota; Metazoa; Chordata; Lepidosauria; Squamata; Lacertidae. The record is from the annotation of a GenBank genome assembly.